CGGGCGCAGGCGCAAUGGGAGGCGGAAGUAGGGACUCGAGAAGAGGGAAAGGAACCUGCAGCGCUCCGCGAAGGGCAACGCGCACAACCUCCGUUCCUCCUCCUUCGGGAAGCUGGGGCGGCGGCACGUGCGGCCUGGCCCAGGCUCCUCCCCUCCCCGCCCCCUGCCCGGGCGUGGCCUCGCGGCUGCGUUCCUCCGUCGCCGAGAUGGCGCUCGACCCGGCAGAUCAGCAUCUCAGGCAUGUUGAAAAAGAUGUUUUGAUCCCUAAAAUAAUGAGAGAAAAAGCCCGAGAGAGAUGUUCUGAACAAGUUCAAGAUUUUACCAAAUGUUGCAAGGAGUCUGGAAUGCUUAUGGUAGUAAAAUGCCGGAAAGAAAAUUCUGCAUUAAAAGAAUGUCUAACCUCUUACUAUACUGAUCCUGCUUUUUAUGAAGAAUGUAAAAUGGAAUACCUGAAGGAAAGGGAAGAAUUCAGAAAAACUGGAAUUCCUACCAAGAAAAGGCUACAGAAGCUUCCAACAAGCAUGAGAUUCUACUCCCUUGAGUCAGCUGUGUUCAUUGGUCAGAAUAAAUUCCAGAAUCUGACACCAAUUCCAUUAAUCACAGACAAGCCUGAAUAAGUGGUCCAAAAGCAAGUUUUUUUUCACAAAGAAUUAUAUUAUGAAUUGGUGAGACCUAAAUAAUAUGUGUUCAGGCUUUUGUGAAUAAAAACAGUUUAAAUAACAGCUAUAAAAUAAUCCAGUAUCUUAUGAAAUACAUAUAAUGUAAGUUCUGCUACUGUCACAAUAUAAGCCAAGUUAAAAAAAAAAAAAAAUUUCUUCAGUAAGCAUGUAAUGGCUUAGAAAACAGACUGCUCUAACGCUAUUGUUUAGCCACAGUCAAAACAAUGGUAGUAUGAGAUUUUGUUACUCUUCCAAUUCCUGGGCAGAAAGAUCAUUUAUCCUAAGCCAAAAAGGAUGCCAAUUGCAACUGAGCUCGACUCUAUGUAGUUUGAGAACAAAGCAAUUGAACCACAUUAUAAAAUAAGCUCUGUCUUUUUACUUGGGAGGAGAGACAGGAGUGAGAGAAUUGGAAGUAAUACUGUUCAGCUUUUGGACAGGAUGGUAUUGUAGUCAGGAAAAAGGUAAUCUAGUCUUGUCUCUGUCUACUCCUCAGAGCACUGAAUUUUGUAGUGAGGAGUGGUGGCCUCAAGCCUGCCACUGUUAUACGAAAUGUCCUAGGAAACUUAUAGUUCAAAGCACUAAAAAUUUAUCACCAGCCCAAGACACAAGAAUGAACCAUUUCUAAAUAGGGAAAGCAUUUUUCCUUUAUUAUUAUUUGGAAAUUAUAUUUAUUAUAUAAAUAAAGAGCCACGCUGAAAACUCACUGCAAAAUUACUGUAUGAGUCCCUUUUAAGAGAAGUCUUAUUUCUACCAUCAACUAAUAUUCCUUUAUAUAUAACCCUGGCCACUAGAAAACUCAAGGACAAAAUGAACCAUAAAUUAAGUGAGGACCUGCCAAAGCACUAUAUUAUUUUGUUUUGAUUCAUAAGUCACUAACUGUAGAAAAUGGAACAAAUUCUGAACUUAGUUUUCCUUCACAAUAUGCAACAUUUCCGCCCACUAGUGUAUACUCCUGAGGAGAGCUAUUUAUAAAAUACAAUUUUAUUUUAUUUUUUGCACUCUAGGGACAAUCUGAAAUAUAAACAAUUUAAAACUGGAUAAUGAUUAUUUUUUGUAAAAAGUCAUAUCAUUACUUUAAAAAGUAAAUUUUAGGGCAUUCAAAUUUAUAUCACACAACUUCUCAGAAAUACAACUGUUAUGUAAUAAAAGGUAUAAAUGCACUGAUUUUUCUCUGAGGUAUAAAAAUAGCUUUGGCAAAGUAACCACUACUAGUUAACACAAAACUCUAAAAGUUUAGUCAGCCAAACAGGUAAAAUAUGAAAGGAAAAGCAAUGAAAAUUUUUGUUUGGCUGAAGGGGAUAAACAUCUAGCCUCUCUUCUAAAUAACCUAUCUUUCAUGGACAGAAAAAACAACUUUGCAAAAAAUGAAAACCAAAUAAUGAAUCAAAGUUACUUUUUUCAAAGCAAACAAUUGAAAGAGCUAGGUCUUUGGUAUACUCUGUAAUGAAAAAUAGCUUUGGGUGUCUUGGUGUUUUUUUGUUUUUUUUCAAAUAUAUGAAGUACUUGUGGUAAAAGGUCAACUAGAGCAAACUUAACACCUCAGCCUUAUACACAUAAGCAACACUUGGCUGAGAAAAAAAGCCACAAGGGGAAAGAAUACAGUACUGAAGAAAAAACACAUCAGCAACACCUUUAUGUGUGAAGUUGACCAGUAUGAGACUGAAGCCAAAGCAGAGACUGGGUAGGCUGUGAACAUACUACAUAUUCUUUGGCUUAUCAAACUCAUUUGAUGAGAUUUUGAUAAGAUACGAUAGCUUAGUUGCUCUUCAAGCUUUUGGCUGGAAUCAGUGGUUUCCGGCAAACAUUGACUUGCCUUUCUUGAUCGCAGUUGGGGUUUUCAGUUUUCUUAGUAGUUCAACCUGUACUUGAGUCACCAGAUGUAAAUUAGACAUUUCUCUCUUCAGCUCCCAGUAUACAUUUUGCACAUCAUCACUGAAAUACAGGGUUUAAAAAAAAGUUAAUGGUCAUUCUUCUCUUUAUGAACGGAAGAGAAUAACUUUAAAAUAGAAAUGCUCACAUUUGUAUUUCUGCUUGAAUUAGUUUUGAGAUGAUGUAAAUUAAAACUUCCUCAUUAAAUAAUUGAAAGAUACUUAAUUAGGGCAUUAUAACAAAUGAAAAGACUUUAUUCAUAAUAAUAACACUGACCUAAUUUCUAGCAAUUAACUGAACUAUACUAAAAAGAGUAUUAUGAAAAAAAGUAUUCUAACCAAUGAGUUUCCUAUAGUUCUAGUCUCAGAAUUGAGAUUUUAUCAUAAUUACAGUGCAAGUGUAUUAAUACAUUUAAUAGUAAGGAAUAACUGAUCAAGACUAAAGUGAUAUUCAUGUAUGGGUUUUAAAUUUGUAUUUAUCUUAUGAUUAUUCUGUUUUUGACACUGUGAAUUGAAAUACUCAUAUCAAUUGCUGAAUGUACACCCAAGCCCCAUUAAAAUAAAAUAUGGGUUUCAUGUAUUCCAUUCUUUUAUGUUUGACUGGGCUGUCUCAUACUGUUGGUACUAAACCAAUGUGACAUGACAGCAUAAGACAUGAAAAGCCAGAUGAUUUCCUGGUACGGGGGGAAAAACUAGGGAGAGAGGAUCAUAUGAAAAAGAAAUAAAAACUUCACAAAUGCCUCUCGUUUUUAUGAUUAAAAGUAUUUUUUACCUCAGUUAUCUGAUAAAUUAUGUUAGUUAUUUUAAACCUAAUUUUUAAUAACUUUCAUCUUCAACUAAAUAUUCUUAUUUGGAUAUUCAUGAUUUUAUCCCCUUUUUAGGUCCUUAACUAACUAAAUAAAUCAAAAUCUACAAUAUAUAUUUUUAACUUUGCUGAACUAGAAUACAUAAAAUAUUAGAGUAAGAACAACUGUUACCAUAAUGUCAAAUGACCAGUAUUGUUUCGUACAGGUUAGUGUAAUUUUAGUAGCAAUGAAAUAAAAUUGGACAGAUAUGUCACUUCAUGCUUUAACUUUUGUCUAGCUUUAAAUGAAAACCUUUUAAAACAAAUUUCAAGGAAUACUCUUGAUACUUAAAUCUAAUGUC
Myotis myotis is the source of this 3673-nucleotide messenger RNA. RefSeq names its product C-X9-C motif containing 1 (gene CMC1). Gene Ontology annotation, cellular component: mitochondrion. Lineage: Eukaryota; Metazoa; Chordata; Mammalia; Chiroptera; Vespertilionidae. The coding region runs from base 15 to 617 and encodes 200 amino acids. The transcript is spliced from 6 exons. The record is from RefSeq and is a predicted model, not a curated record.